AUGCGUAUGCGCACCCAUAUAAUUAUAGAGCUGCUUCUUAUUUGCUUUGCAUGUGCAAAGCUGUCUCUUAGGCAGCUGGAAGAGCUUGAGGUUUUUGAAAUAUUAGGCAGCAAUGGAAGCGUCUAUGUAAACCCAGAUGGAUUGCUUAAUUUUUUGCAUGCGUACAUGCACUCUAAAAAUGGACAUAUGCACAACAAGCGGUACUUUUCUUCAGAAAUAAACGUGCUGCACAGCCUAUCCGCCAACCAAGAAGGCGAAGACAGCGCCCAAAGCCGGUUUAUGCACACAAAAAACGCUCCGCACGACCAGGCCUAUUCGGAUUCGGAGGGCGAAGCUUUUUCCCUAAUACGCAACUUCAUGUAUCAUGCAAGCCUUAUUGAAAUGUUUCCUUCGGAAAAUCAAGUCUUGUCCAUCGACUCUGAAGAUUUAAGCUCAUUUACCAACCUUCUUCGCGCAGUGCCAAACCAGAAGUCUGUGCACAAGUUUCUUGCAUCGCUUUGCCUUCUAAGUGAAGGGGUGUUCUUGGACAUCAAGGACACAGAUGAUGAAAUUGCUCUCUACCAAGAAGACGGCACAGCCGUGUUCUCAUUAAAGACAGAUGAGUCAGAUGCUUCUUUCAGCAGGACUGACCGGAAAGUAAGGUUCAAGGCAAAAAAUGAGAUUAGCAAAGUCUUAUUUUUCUUCAGGGAAUCUCUUCAAGAAAAGAAACUGGCAGAUAGCUUCGAACAGUACACUAAAGGAACAUUUCUAAGCACCUCGCGGUUCCUUAUACAAACAUACAUCUAUGAAUACAUAGAAAGCACGCAAGACGCAAAGGAUGUCAUUGAAAGCGUGUAUGAAAUCCUAUCCAAUGUUAUUUCGAAGGAGUCAGGGGAAAAAGGAGAGCAUUUCCGUUUAAAACGGGCAAAUUAUGCAUGCAGCAGGCUGUUUGUUUCUUCCAUUAGUACAAGAGAAAAUAGUGGGCUGCACGCGCUCAAGAAAAUCAAAGAAUGUGUGGAGGGAGUGAGCUCUUUCCCGUUCACUGACUUCAACCAGCUGCCUGCAUACAGAAGAAUCCCAGAAUAUACCCAGCAAAUAGAGGUAUCUCCACCUGCAGAGUACUCCGACUUUUUCUGCAACCACACCGAAAGCGCUUUGUACACUCUUAUGUGCUGUCUUCUGUACGACCGAGCCGCAGAAAAAUGCGUUCUAGAGGGGCUUCCAGACGCUGGCUCAACCAAGAACUUAAAAGAUUUUUUCACUAAGCGCAGUCUGCGCCCACCCGAGGUUGUUGACCUUCACACUCACAAGGCAUGGAAUAAAGUGGUAUCUGGCCUUUCCAGCCCGGACAUCAGAUAUGUGCGAGAAAGCAAGAACCAGCUUUCCCCAGGAGUGCUAAACAUGCUGCUGGUUAUUUCUGAAAUAACAGGCAAGGGCGAUGCCGAAAAGAGCAGCAUCCUUAGAUUUAUGGAUGGCCUAAAGACAGAAGAAGAGCCCACCCAGGGGUUUUACUUGAGGCUGCGCACAUACGUGGCCUCUCUGCUCGGGUCACUUCUUGUCAACAAAGAAAUAGAGGUAGAAUGCAUGGACUUUGCAAAAAGCACGGAAAAGAAUGGGCUGUGCGACGUUUAUGGCGAAAUUCAUUUAAAAUGCAAUGCAAACUCGCAGAAAGAAGUUUUUGCGAUAAAAAUCGAAAUGCAGCGUGCUUACGGCGUGUUUAUACAACGGGAAACCACGCUUCCAGAACCCUCCUUGUCUAGGCUCCAAAAAAUGGCGCAGGACUGCAAGGGACAAGACACCUUUUUAGGGUUUUUAUUCUGGAACUAUGCAGAGAGAGCUGGAAAAACAGACGACGCGUGCAUGGAAAAUUCUAUAAUGAAUGCGGUCAAAGAAUCCCAGCAUUCCUCUUUGCAAGAGGGCGUAAACCGAAUUCUUGUUUUAAAGAAAAUAGAGGGCUUAAAAUACAAGAAAGUGCUUGUGGACUUCUCUGUAUUCUACAGCAUAAACUGCUGGCAGGGAAGCGACAACCCAGGCGUGCGUACAGACCGACUUUUUCGGUUUGCUUUAAAUGUGCUAGGGAGUGCGCGGCUGGACAACACGCAGGUCCAGAAAAUGCUCCUUCCUGCUUUUAUAUACACAAACACCUAUUGUUUGGCACCGAAAAAGCUAAAGGCCUCUGAAGCGGAGUUCGGCGAUUUGUUUGAUGACUCUGAACUGAUUGAGGGGGUUGUGGACUUUGCUUUAAACAAGUGUCUAUGGCAUGCUCUUUGGUCUAUGAUGAAAAAUGCUGUGAAGAAAGUAGAGAACUCCUCAUUCUGCAAAGAACGCUCUAUUCUCUACUUUUGUAGCAUGAAGAAGAUCUUCACCCGCCUGUUUAUGAAUGGAGCCACCUGCAUAAACCGUCGGUUCCCAACCUUGAACCAGUUUCGCAGAAGAGAAGAAUGCGCCCUUUAUUCAUUGUUUAAUCUAGUCUGGCUUUCAUUUGCAUGCGAGCAUAUGAAAAACGAGCCAGAAAUUGCAGGUGCCAUGUAUGACUAUAUAUUUUGCAUUCCCAAGAAGGUGCCUUCACUUUUAAAGGAUAUAUAUUCCAUGCAGAGGGAGUAUGUUCUCUCAUAUAUGCGUGCGCACAAAAAAGGGCUGCAGGAAAGAAAGGGGGCGGAUUUGUUUAAACCGCCCAGGCAUUUGAAGCUUUUUAACCAACGGCUUGUCAGUUAUAAGUAUGAUAAGGUUUAUAAUUUCUUCAAGGCUUGA
Molecule: messenger RNA, 2730 nt
Organism: Nematocida major
Lineage: Eukaryota; Fungi; Microsporidia
Exons: 1
Coding region: 1-2730 (909 amino acids)
Source: RefSeq, a predicted model, not a curated record